Molecule: messenger RNA, 3931 nt
Organism: Linum trigynum
Lineage: Eukaryota; Viridiplantae; Streptophyta; Magnoliopsida; Malpighiales; Linaceae
Source: the annotation of a GenBank genome assembly
CAAAAAAUGAAAAAAUGUUUGGGUUGUCUGAUUCUCCACUAAGUCGCCUUUGGUCCUUUCCAAACACUGGGGAUCUGUGUCCUAUGUGUAUUUCAACAUCUAAAUUUGAGCUUAGUUCACCAAAAUCCCUCCACUUUCGUAACCGUUUUCCCCCCCUCUCUCUAGGGUUUCAGGAAAACUCAAGUGCUCUGUUUCCAGAGUCCUCCACAGCUCGAUCUAACGUUUUUUUUUUUUUUUUGCCCCUCUUCUCUCUGUAACAUCACAUUUUCCGCCGAUUCGUGCCAAACCCCUUUAGCCGUCUUCAUAAAACUCGCCUCGUUCCCUUCCUUCCACCAGAUGUGGAGGCUUUCUCGUUCAGCUGCAAGUUUUGCAUGCCCAUUAUUCCUCUUCAUCUGAAAUCCAAUUGGGUUUCGUCCUUUCUUGGCGCUGCUCAGUUGGCUUCGCUAGGGUUUCAAAUAAAGUUUCCGCCUUUUUGGUUAAAGGAGCUUUGCUCGAGCUGUUCUUCAGCAAAUUGGGCCAGCGCCGGCGCCUUUGUUGUCAAUUCGUUUGUUCGAGCUGGUUUGGGAGGAAUUAAGUUUGAAGGCAGGGGGAGGUUGCAUUUUUGGUGUGGGGGUGGAGAUGAAUAGCGUGUUCAGUCAACAGAUUCUAGCCGACAAGCUCUCCAAGCUCAACAGCACCCAACAAUGCAUUGAAACUUUGUCACAUUGGUGCAUAUUUCACCAAACCAAAGCCGAACUCGUUGUAGCGACAUGGGACAAACAGUUCCACGUCUCGGAGAUGGUUCAGAAAGUCCCUCUACUUUAUCUAGCAAAUGAUAUCUUACAGAACAGUAAACGUAAAGGCAAUGAAUUUGUGACCGAGUUCUGGAAGGUUCUCCCCUCAGCUCUCAAGGACGUUUCUGCAAAAGGUGAUGAUCGUGGCAAGACUGUUGUCUCCAGAUUGGUUAAUAUAUGGGAAGAAAGGAGAGUGUUUGGAACACAUUCUCGAAGCCUUAAAGAAAUCAUGCUUGGUGAUGAGACUCUACCAGACUUGGAGUUCAGUAAAAAGCGUUCACGCACGGUCAAGAUUUUCAAACGAGAUUCCAGAUCUAUUAAAACGAAAUUGCCCAUUGGUGGCGCUGCCGAGAAAAUUGUAUCAGCAUUCCACUCGGUUGACAGUGGGCGUUCCAAAGAAGAGGCAGAGAUGAGUAACUGCAAAUCUGUGGUCAGUCGAGUCAGGAAGAUGGAGAAAGAUGUUGAUAUUUCCUGUAGCAACGGAAAAGAUCCCAAACGUACAAGUUUGGCGAAAGAACUAGAGCAGGAAGACACCCUUCUGAAGCAAUGUAUUCAAAAACUUAAAUCCGUUGAAGCCAGUAGAGCUGCCCUUGUCUCUCAGUUGAGGGAAGCUCUAAAUGACCAGGAAUCUGAAUUGGAGGUUGUGCGAACUCAGAUGCAGGUAGCUCAGGCACAGGUGGAUGAGGUCAGCAUAAUGAUAAAGCGGCUGAACGACGAAGACUAUGUGCCCAAAGCCACAACUGCAACCCAAAUAGAAGCAGAUACAAAUGGCAAAGCAGGACACACUCCAAAGAAAACUGCAGCAGCUAUUGCUGCCGAGGUUGCAGAUAAGCUUGCAGCCUCAAGCUCCUCUCAAAUGAUCAUGCAUUCUGUUCUGUCUUCAUUUGCUGCAGAAGCAGCAAAGACCCAAGGUUUGAAGUCAACACCAGUUAGCUCUUCGGUCAAUGAUUCCGUGCCAGAACCUGCUAUGUUUAUGUCGGCACAAAAACCCCUUUCUGCUGAUCCCUCGAACCAUGCAUACCACACCAUGCAGAAUCAGGUACCGAGCUCUCAGUCUCAGUUUCACGUGCUGCCGAAUCCUUCCUCUCAGCAGUACUUGCAGCCUCCUGGAGGGAUUGUUACUCCCUACGGAUAUGGUAGCAUUAGUUCCUUGCCACCAGGACCACCGCAUCCACCUCGUCCCUAUAUGAUGAGUCCAAUGGUGCCUAUGACUCAGCAACCACCGUCGCAAGUUCCAAUGACUCAACAGCAGCAAAUAACCUUAAGUCAGCAGCAAGCUGCUGCUGGUCCUCCUAGUUUUAGACCCUUGCAGCCGCCUGGUAUGGUGUAUUAUGGCCAUCAUCCAUCAUCCCAUUCUCAGUGACGACAAUAAGGUCAGUUUGUUUUAGGUGUGUAGGCUGUAUAAUCUAUCUCGGGGCCCUGUUUUCCCUUGUAACUGAGAAAUUUCUUGGUAUAAGAUAGUAUUGUUGAGAUUAGAACAUCUGACGAAGAUUGAUCAACAUUUUUUUUUCAUAUAGCUACCAUUAGCAGGGCAAUCUUAGUGAUUCAAAGUGGAGGUGGCAAAUGAAUCGUACUGAUGUGAGCCCAUGGGUUUGUAUAGGUGGGUCGUGAUUGGGUCAAAAUGCGUUUGUGAAUUUAUAGUUAGGAUCAAAUGAGUUUUGCUUAUUGUAUGAAGAGUAUUUCAGUCAUUUGUCAAGUGUAAGGGUUGCUGGGUAAGUUUUAGAUUUUCGGUUCUCAGUCAUAGUUAGAUCAGUUUGUUAAUAGGAAAAGGAUGAACUGAAUUGACAGGAUGGAAGUAUGUGGCAAAUUAGAUUCUCAAAGUGUGAAGAGAUGUGUUAUUACUGCAAAUCUUUUGAAGGAUUAGUAGUUUAGUACAGGAAUCAAACAAACAGGCAAGUGAAUAUGGUUACACAGUAGAGAGGCAUCAAUAUCAGGUAGUGCUGCUGUUGAUAGGUGAAAUUCGGUUGAUGAUAGCAUCUUUGAUACGAAGCGGGAGAUGGUGCAAGAUGGCCAUAAUGGUCGAGUAACGACCCGACGAGAACCAUGCUGGUGGAUCCUUUCUGAGUAUGGCAGCUACUGUAUCUUUCGCGAAUUUUUCUGCAGGGGUUGAUUUGAGGCUUUGGGAGAGGUAUGCCCUCUGCCUGAUCGCAGCCUCGAAUGGUUUGUACAGUUGCCACUCGGGCAUCUUGUUGUAGUUAGCUGUUGCGGAGUUCCCGAUGUUUGAUCUGAUGGCUCCUGGAACGACGUUGAUCACGUCGAUUCCCAGCGGCUUAAGUUCCAGCCUGCAUUUUAUAAGUAUCGAAAUCAGGUGUCGUCAAAGGUGACAGGGAAAUGAUGUCUCUUGGAUUAGUACCGUGUCAAGAAUUUGCAGUUUCCAGCUUUUUAAGUUCGAAUGCUCAAAUGCAGGCCAGUUAGAGGAGGAAAGCAGCAAUCCAACCUACUGAAUGAUUUGAAAUUCGUAUGCUCCAAAUCCAAGUCUUGGUUUAAAGGUUUUACCGUUGGUAUCAUGAACUAUUUCCUAAAGUAGCACUUAACAAUAAAAAUAAAUUGAUAUCACCAUUAUUAAAAAAAAACCUAAAUAUUUCGUAUCCACCACUUUAACACCUGUUUCAGUGACUAUAUACCCACUUUAAGUUACUUAACAAUUCACUAUUUUCCACGGCUAACAAUAGGGUUGGAUUGGAUGGAUUUCAGUCUCAAAAUGAUUCACGUGUUUAUUAUUAACAAAUUGAUACAAUUGUGACUAAGAUCCAUCCACAAUUUUCUUAGGGUUGGAUUGUGGGUUAACUCACAAAAGCAAUAAUCCGACUAGCAAUUAGCUAGGUUUAUCAAUAUUUUUAAGAAAAUUCUCGUAAAUUAGGAAAACAAGAGUCAUUCAAACACUUUGCACUUUGGCUAUCCGCCUAAAUACUUGAACAUGUACAUGUAAAGUUUUUUUUACUACUUAUAAUAACUUUUUCGUUGGCCACUUUAAAUGAAGUAUUAAUUGACAAAGAAAACAAAGUCACUCAACCACCUAUGCCUUGAGGUUCACGACUCUUUACAGCCUGUUUGGAUAUAAUUCCGUUAGAAAAUGAAUUCCAUUUCUUGUGAGAAUCUGAAUUCAAUUGAAAAUUUAUUUUCAGAGUUUUUGUUUGUAACAAAUACUAAAGUUUUAG